Molecule: messenger RNA, 2642 nt
Organism: Malania oleifera
Lineage: Eukaryota; Viridiplantae; Streptophyta; Magnoliopsida; Santalales; Ximeniaceae
Product: phosphatidylinositol/phosphatidylcholine transfer protein SFH9
Exons: 15
Coding region: 297-2087 (596 amino acids)
Source: RefSeq, a predicted model, not a curated record
UUCUGAAACGGCAUCUAGCAUCGCCAAAAAGGCGGCCGCUGUACGCGGCCUCUCUCUCUCUCUAUAAAGGAAUGCUGAAGCCGCGGGGGAGAGGUUGCUUUCUGGGAUGUCACACUAAGAAACCAGAGAGAGUCCUCGUAGCUAGAAAGCAACCCCAGCUGCGCUCUAGAGAGAGAGAGAGAGAGAGAGAGAGAGAGAGAAAGAGAGAGGGAGGGAAUUGUUCAUCUCUGUGAAUUGUGCUAAUGCGGUUGCCGUUGAGGUACAUUCUUGCUUGAAUUUGAUUUGAAUUGGGCCCAAUGCCAGGAGACAUGCUUCUACUUCAGGAAGAUGAAAUGGCGAGACGAUCUGAUCUUGAGACAUCUGAAGAUGACCGACGAAGGACUCGGAUAAGAUCUCUCAAGAAGAAGGCGAUCCACGCUUCGACAAAGUUUUCACAUACUCUGAGGAAACGGGGUAACCGGGUGUGUGACAUCCAAUACCCAGCUAUUUCAAUCGAGGACGUUCGGGAUGCGGAGGAAGAGAAGGCAGUGAAUGCAUUUCGUCAGAUCUUGAUCGAGAAAGAUCUGCUUCCUGCUCGGCAUGAUGAUUAUCAUACCUUGCUGAGAUUUUUAAAGGCAAGGAAGUUUGACCUUGAUAAAACAGUUCACAUGUGGGCAGAAAUGCUUAACUGGAGGAAAGAGAAUGCAGUCAAUUCCAUUUUAAAGGGCUUCACAUUUGAUGAAUAUGAAUAUGUCCAGCAUUACUAUCCUCAUGGUUACCAUGGUACAGACAAAGAGGGACGACCAGUUUAUAUUGAAAGACUAGGCAAAGUUGAACCAAGCAAGCUUAUGAGUGUCACCACGGUGGACCGGUUUUUAAAGUAUCAUGUGCAGGGGUUUGAAAAGGCCUUUGCUGAGAAGUUUCCAGCCUGUUCUAUUGCAGCCCAGAGGCAUAUUGAUUCUACAACAACAAUAUUGGAUGUGCAGGGGGUUAAUUGGAUUAGUUUCGGCAAGAUUGCCCAUGAUAUAGUUAUGCGUAUGCAAAAAAUCGAUGGUGACAAUUAUCCUGAGACAUUACAUCAGAUGUUCAUUGUUAAUGCUGGUCACGGAUUCAAACUACUAUGGAACACAGCAAAAGGUUUCCUUGACCCAAAGACUACAGCAAAGAUACAUGUGUUGGGCAACAAAUUCCGGAAUAAAUUGUUGGAAGUCAUAGACUCAAACCAAUUGCCAGAUUUUCUGGGUGGCACUUGCUCCUGUCCAGUUGAAGGUGGGUGCCUUAGAUCUGAUAAGGGACCCUGGAAUGAUCCAGGGAUAAUGAAGUUGGUGCAUACUGGAAAACCUAUGUGUUUGAGGAAAAUUACAAGUUCCGCUGACACUGACAAUUUAAAAGUGAAGUUACUUGCCUCUAAGAUUGUGAGCCGCGAAAUAUUGCCUGCUGAGUCAGAAUCAGAUGUAGGACCAAGUAAUUCUGGCUUCAUGCCAUUAAUGCCACUUUAUAAAGAAGAAAGGAUAAGCAAUCCUGCUUCUAUCCAGGGUGUGACAGAAUUAGUUGAUGUUGUUACUCAAGUUGAAGAUGGAAAUCUAACAGAUGAUAUUACUAAUGUUAGACAAAGAAGGCCGGCAGAGUUCAUUUUAAAUUUUACAACUUCAGUGGUGAACUCUGUUCUCAAAUUAUUGUUGUGCAUAUGUCUUCUACUUCCUGGGUUGGGGAGAUUUUUUGUGGUGAAACGUGCAGUCAGGAGGAGGGAAAAUCAGUGCCCCUCUGAAUCGGCUGAUUCAAAUUCUCUGGCACAUGUUUCACAGACCAUUGGAAAGGACUUACUUCACCCAUGCUGGCAGAGGCUGCAAAACUUAGAAGCAAUGGUAGCAGACCUAUCAAGAAAGCCUACGAGUAUUCCUCCAGAGAAAGAGGACAUUCUUCUGGACUCAUUGAGCCGUAUUAAAUCAAUAGAAUUUGACUUACGGAAGACAAAGAAAGAUCUUCUUGCAACUGCAUCCAAACAAGUGGAGCUUGCAGAGUCACUGGAAACUUUAAAGGAGAACAGCGAAAAUGGCAUGAACUCUUGCUGGUUGAGAAGUUGCAGAUCUUCACAGACAGGGAGAUGAGCACAGUUUGUUAUGUUUGAGAUGCGAGUUUCCUGAAGUGGUCGUUUGACAGUGCGUGCCUCAUACCUACCUACCUACCUUUCGGCAACGAACCGCAAUCGCAAUCACUACCACAUCACUUCCUGGAUAUUUUUUCCCAAUUAAGAAGACUCCGGUUGUCACACUUAAAGGUAAAUUCUCCCAAUUGAAAAAUAGUAGAUGCUACUCUUUCCCCUCUUACCCACACAUCUCUACCUUAACAGUUGAGAGUGCUGCUGCGGCAACAGGAAGUGGGAGCCUUUAUUUCAUAAAGAUUUGUGGCAGCGAGUGCUGUUUGUGCUAUCCUAAAAUUUCCUUCAUGUUUUUGUGCAUAGUGUUGAUAGUUCAGUUCAAAUAGCAUUCAGCCAAAAGUCCAUUUACAGAAGCAGAUGCAGUGGCUUGGAUUGGAUCAAUCCGAUAUCUGACAUUUUUUAGUUUAUAAUUUUCAUAUUUUGAUUUAUUUUUUGGUUCAAUAUUGAGUUUAAUACAAAUUUUUUUUUUUUGGUUUAAAAAAAAUAUAUAUAUAUAUAUUUUAUA